AGGGCAAAGACUUCUGGAAUGCAGCUGUUGGGAUUUGAAAAGUCUUUGUGUCCAAACCUUGAAUGAAAUUUGUGGUCUGGAAGCAAGAAAAUUGGUUUCCUAAUACUUUAGUUUGACUUGAAAACUCUGGCUUGCCCUUGUGAUGGACCAUUUUUGUGCUUAAAUAUGUUCUUUAAUCCUUUGUUACAAGUAUGUGAGUUCAAAGAUCCUAGGAAUGGCUACUGCUAUUUUUACUUUGAUGUUCCUAGUAACGAUGGUACUGUUACAGCUUAUGGCUGUUGCUCAAACUAAUGGAAGUAUGCCCGUGGGUGCAUUUAUCACUGCAACUGAUGAUGCUCCUUCAUGGCUUUCUUCCUCUGGAGAAUUUGCUUUUGGAUUUCAGCCCUUGGAAUACAAGGAUCAUUUCUUGCUGUCUAUUUGGUAUGCCAAGAUUCCUGAGAAGACCAUAGUUUGGUAUGCAAAUGGAGAUAAUCCUGCACCAAGGGAGUCUAAGGUCGAGCUGAGGGGUGAUAGUGGGCUGGUGCUUACUGAUCCUCAAGGCAACCUAAUAUGGUCAUCUGGUAGCCUUCUUGGUACAGUUUCGUCAGGUGUAAUGAAUGACACUGGCAACUUCGUGCUUCAAAAUAGCAAUUCUUUCAGGUUGUGGGAGAGUUUCAGCAAUCCCACUGAUACAUUGUUGCCUACUCAGAUUAUGGAGGUUGGAGGGGUGGUUUCUUCUCGAAGGACGGAGACCAACUUUUCGCUGGGGAGAUUCCAGCUCCGUUUGCUUGAUAAUGGAAAUCUUGUGCUGAAUUACAUGAAUUUGCCAACCAAAUUUGUUUACGAUGACUACUAUAGUAGUGAAACUUCUGAUGCUUCAAAUUCAUCAAAUUCUGGUUAUCGAUUGAUCUUCAAUGAGUCAGGCUACAUGUACAUAUUGAGAAGAAAUGGGCUGAUAGAGGAUCUCACAAAAACAGCACUUCCUACUAUAGACUUCUAUCAUAGGGCAACACUCAAUUUUGAUGGUGUUUUCACUCAAUAUUUUUACCCAAAAGCAUCUAGCGGUAACAGAAGCUGGUCCUCAGUCUGGUCCAAACCAGAUGAUAUAUGUGUCAAUAUGGGAGCGGACUUGGGUAGUGGAGCAUGUGGAUAUAACAGCAUCUGCAAUCUAAAAGCUGAUAAAAGGCCAGAAUGUAAAUGUCCACAAGGUUUUUCUUUGCUUGAUCAGAAUGACAAGUAUGGAAGCUGCAUACCAGAUUUCGAACUAAGCUGCAGAGAUGAUGGACUCAAUUCCACCGAAGAUCAGUAUGAUUUUGUGGAGCUAAUAAAUGUUGAUUGGCCAACAUCUGAUUAUGAGAGGUACAAACCUAUUAACGAAGAUGAGUGCCGAAAGUCUUGCUUGAAUGAUUGUCUAUGUUCUGUUGCCAUUUUUAGAGAUGGCUGCUGGAAGAAGAAGUUACCACUCUCGAAUGGAAGAUUUGACAUUGGUAUGAAUGGGAAGGCUUUCCUCAAAUUUCCGAAAGGUUAUGUUCCUCUGGACAGGCCUCCUCCUCAGCUUCCUGGAGAGAAAAAGAAACCAGACAUUAAGUUCAUCACUGGAUCAGUAGUCCUUGGUACCUCUGUAUUUGUCAACUUUGUAUUGGUCGGUGCUUUCUGUCUCACUUCUUCCUUCAUUUAUCGCAAGAAAACUGAAAAAGUUAAGGAAGGUGGAAGUGGUUUGGAGACAAACUUGCGGUAUUUUACAUACAAAGAGCUCGCUGAAGCGACAAAUGACUUCAAAGAUGAGGUGGGAAGAGGAGGUUUUGGUGUUGUUUACAAGGGGACAAUACAGGCAGGCUCUACUAGGGUUGUUGCUGUCAAGAAGUUAGAUAAAGUGGUUCAGGAUGGGGAAAAAGAAUUUAAAACAGAAGUACAAGUGAUUGGCCAGACGCAUCACAAGAAUUUGGUCCGGUUGCUAGGAUUUUGUGACGAGGGGCAGAAUCGAUUGUUGGUGUACGAGUUCUUGAGUAAUGGCACUCUAGCAAACUUCCUUUUCGGAUGCUCUAAGCCUAAUUGGAAGCAAAGGACCCAAAUUGCCUUUGGCAUUGCAAGAGGACUCUUGUACCUGCAUGAAGAAUGCGGCACCCAAAUCAUUCAUUGUGAUAUAAAGCCUCAGAACAUACUUCUUGACAAUUAUUACAAUGCUCGAAUAUCUGAUUUUGGACUGGCAAAGCUUUUGGUGAUGGAUCAGAGCAAAACUCAAACUGCUAUUAGAGGAACAAAAGGAUAUGUUGCACCUGAAUGGUUUAGGAACAGACCAAUCACUGUGAAGGUUGAUGUGUAUAGCUUCGGUGUCAUGCUGCUAGAGAUCAUCUGUUGUAGAAGAAAUGUAGAUUUGGAGAUCGGUGAAGUAGAGAAUCCAGUACUGACUGAUUGGGCUUAUGACUGCUAUAUGGAUGGAAGUUUGGAUGUUUUAAUUGGAGAUGACACGGAGGCCAAGAAUGACAUAUCGACACUAGAGCGUCUGUUGAAGGUCGGGAUUUGGUGUAUUCAAGAGGAUCCAUCUCUCAGACCCACCAUGAGGAAGGUCACACAGAUGCUUGAAGGAGUUGUUGAAGUUCCUGCUGCUCCAAAUCCAUUUCCAUAUAGUUCAAUUAGCAAAUACAGUCACUAAUGAUCUUUAUUUCACUUAGAUAUGAUUUUUCUACAGUUUCUUCCACCAUGAAAUGUAGCUUUAUAAAUUGAAACUCUGUGUUAAAUUUGAAUUAGUUUCCAAGGAAUCAAAAUGUUGUGAUGAAUCCAAAAACUUGGGGUUAGCA
Messenger RNA from Populus trichocarpa (black cottonwood), 2777 nucleotides. Its product is annotated as G-type lectin S-receptor-like serine/threonine-protein kinase RLK1. The record is from RefSeq and is a predicted model, not a curated record. Gene Ontology annotation, biological process: protein phosphorylation. The transcript has a single exon. NCBI's taxonomy places the organism in Eukaryota, Viridiplantae, Streptophyta, Magnoliopsida, Malpighiales, Salicaceae. The coding region runs from base 215 to 2632 and encodes 805 amino acids. Gene Ontology annotation, molecular function: protein serine/threonine kinase activity; ATP binding.